CCCCGGCUUUAACAAAGACAACCGCCAGGGUACCAACCCGGAGCAGCAAACGCCCCUUGGGAAGCCCGCGCCGCGCGCCUGCCCGCGCGUUCCCGUAGACGCCGUGCGCCCGCCUCAGCCAGAGCUCUGUGGACCUGAGGAGAAAGCCCGAGGGCCUGCGGCCUCCCAGGACGGCAAGCAGAGCCCAGCCACCAUGAGUGAAAUUCCUAAGGACUCCUUGAAGGCCAUCCUGUUGGAGUUAGAAUGUCAUUUUACAUGGAAUUUACUGAAAGAAGACAUCGAUUUGUUUGAUGUGGAAGAUACAAUUGGACAACAGCUUGACUUUCUUACCACAAAAUCCAGACUUGCUCUUUUUAACCUAUUGGCUUAUGUGAAACACUUAAAAGGCCAAAAUAAAGAUGCUGUAGAGUGCUUGGAACAAGCAGAAGAAAUAAUCCAGCGAGAACACUCAGGUGAAGAAGAAGUAAGAAGUCUAGUCACUUGGGGAAAUUAUGCCUGGGUGUAUUAUCACAUGGACCAACUUGAAGAAGCUCAGAAGUAUAUAGACAAGGUAGAGAAUGUCUGCAAGAAAUUGUCCAGUCCUUCUAACUACAAGCUGGAGCGUCCUGAGAUUGACUGUGAGAAAGGGUGGGCACUCUUGAAAUUUGGAGGUAAGUAUUACCAAAAGGCUAAAGGAGCUUUUGAGAAGGCCCUAGAAGCAGAACCUGACAAUCCAGAAUUUAACAUUGGCUAUGCCAUCACAGUGUAUCGGCUGGAUGAUUCUGACAGAGAAGGCUCUAUAAAGAGCUUUUCUCUGGGCCCCUUAAGGAAGGCUGUUACCCUGAACCCAGAUAACUCCUACAUUAAGGUUUUUCUGGCACUGAAGCUUCAAGAUGUACAUGCAGAGGCUGAAGGGGAAAAGUAUAUUGAAGAAAUCCUGGACCAAAUAUCAGCCCAGCCUUACGUCCUUCGUUAUGCAGCCAAAUUUUAUCGGAGAAAAAACUCUUGGGACAAAGCUCUUGAACUUUUAAAAAAGGCCUUGGAGGUGACACCAACCUCUUCUUUCCUGCAUCAUCAGAUGGGACUUUGCUACAGGGCACAAAUGAUCCAGAUCAAGAAGGCCACGCGCAACAGGCCUAAAGGAAAGGAUAAAUUGAAAGUUGAUGAGCUGAUUACAUUUGCUAUAUUUCAUUUCAAAGCAGCUGUGGAACGAGACUCAAUGUUUGCAUUUGCCUACACGGACCUAGCCAACAUGUAUGCCGAGGGAGGCCAGUAUAGCAAUGCCGAAGUCAUUUUCCAGAAAGCCCUUCGUCUGGAGAACAUAACUGAUGAUCACAAACAUCAGAUCCACUACCACUACGGCCGCUUUCAGGAAUUUCACCGAAAAUCAGAAAAUACUGCCAUUCAUCAUUAUUUAGAAGCCUUAAAGGUUAAAGAAAGGUCAUCUCUACGCCUCAAACUAACAAGUGCUCUGAAGAAAUUAGCUACCAAGAGACUGGGUUAUGACGCCUUCGACGUCCAGAGUUUAAGUGCCCUAGGGUUCGUUUACAAGCUGGAGGGAGAAAAGAGGCAAGCUGCUGAGUACUAUGAGAGGGCUCAAAAGAUAGAUCCUGAAAAUGCAGAAUUCCUUACUGCUCUCUGUGAGCUUCGACUUUGCAUUUAAAUACAUUCUCUAGGAAAUUAGUUCUAAGCUUCCUGCCCCAUUUUAGGUUUUUAUGUUUUUGCUUCCAUUGUUCAUCAUAAACCCAAUAUUUAUUGAAUGGUUCUUGUGUACCAGGCAUUGUGCUAAAUGUUUUAUAUACAUUCUGGCAAAUCUGUGGCUAUCUUCUUUCUUUUGUUAUCAAAACAUUUAGUUCAUUGAGAAACAGCAACAUUCCAGCUAUUUAAACUUUAAAAAAAUGAUGUGACCAUUAGGACUGUAUACCCUUUAUCUUUGCUAAUUAUAAUUUUCUGAUUAAAUUUCAUCGAAUUUCCAACAAUAUGUAUACAGUAAAUAUAAUCCUAUACAAGCCUUUGACAUCUAGGUCAGUAACACUCUUUUAGACGUUUAGAAUUAUUAACUGUAGUUUGCAAAAGAUAGAACCUUUUACCUACGGAUGUUCUAACUUUGAUCAGGACCUGUAACCAUCAAUCUGAUAAUCGUCUAAAGGAUUUUCUUUGCUGGGAAAAAAAGUUUAUAAUAAUGAAAUAUUUGUUAUCUCUGAUGACUUCAAUAAAAGCAGAAAAAACUAGAGCAGGAGAAAAAAAAGAUUUCUUCAAACUUUACAUAUACACAGAAUUUCAGAAAUCUGUGAGAAAUCAGAAAUGUCUCCCAAAAUGUUCAUAAGUAGAUAGAAAUAGUUAUAAGAAAAAAAUGAAUACUAGAAAAUGGUUCCAAAUGUCUCUGGCUCUUUUAACUAGAAAAAUAAACCUAAACUGAUAUCCCUUCCAAUUAAAAUUACAGUAUUUUUAGGUUUAAAAGCAUUGCCAUAGAAAGCAGACCAAAUGAGAAUUUGGGGGAAUGAUAAACAAAUGGAUAAAGUGGAUGCUCCUAACUUACACCACUAGACAAGAUCUCAGUGUAUUUGUUUUGGGUUUGGACUGGGUAAAGUUGUCGUCUCUGGCCUUUGGUUGUUUUAGUGACUUUUAUGAAGCUUUUUCUCUUUUUGAAGUUUUCACAUUGGCAUUUGUUCCUGCAGCUCCUCCAUGAAUAAUUAAACUCAGCUUUAAUAUCCACCUUGAGGGGUCACUGCUUGACUGUUCUUAUCCAAAGGGACUUUUUACAUUGGGAUGUUAUAUGUGGCUUUGCUAAUGUUCCUUCAAUUAUAGACUACACAAUUACAUUCACCACCAUAGUAUUAAAAAAAAAACAUAGUGGAAAAGUUUGCCAUGUGAUUUAAUUCUCUAUACCCAAAAUGUAGCUCUUGAAAUUAUUGUGUAUGUGCGUGUGUAUACGUGUGGUUUUUACAUCUUGUUACUGUUUUUUUUUUUAAUUUCUAUUAUGAUUUUGAGUAUUGUAAAAGUAAUGAGUUCUUACUGUAACAUUGAACAAUACAGAAAUAUGUGAAUUUAAAAGUAAGAACACCCCUUACCCUACCCUAGUCCUACACCCCCGAGGUAAACUAUUAACGAUUUGAUAUGUAUCCUUUCAGAUCUUUUUUUCUAUGUGUAUUCAAACAUAUAUAUAUAUAUGCGUGUGUGUGUGUAUACUGCAGUGUAUCUCAUGAAUUAAAUUUUUAAAAAUG
Messenger RNA from Loxodonta africana (African savanna elephant), 3203 nucleotides. RefSeq names its product interferon induced protein with tetratricopeptide repeats 5 (gene IFIT5). The transcript has 2 exons. Bases 194 to 1642 code for a protein of 482 amino acids. Gene Ontology annotation, cellular component: cytosol. Gene Ontology annotation, molecular function: RNA binding; protein binding. Gene Ontology annotation, biological process: defense response to virus. The record is from RefSeq and is a predicted model, not a curated record. NCBI's taxonomy places the organism in Eukaryota, Metazoa, Chordata, Mammalia, Proboscidea, Elephantidae.